This is a messenger RNA of Phanerochaete carnosa HHB-10118-sp, 270 nucleotides long. RefSeq lists its product as uncharacterized. The record is from RefSeq and is a predicted model, not a curated record. Lineage: Eukaryota; Fungi; Basidiomycota; Agaricomycetes; Polyporales; Phanerochaetaceae. The annotation marks the transcript as partial. The transcript has a single exon.
GCGCCCGUUGCUGCGCCGAUUCCCGCGACCGCCGCACCAGCCGCACAGCCGGCUCAAGGUGCCUUCAUCAUUAUACCUCCUCCUCCCGCCGCACCAGCUCCGCCGGCUCCUACCUACCUCCCAUCAAUCGUCCAGGUACUCGCUGAUCUCCCUAACCAGCCGUACAACAUCGUGUUGCCUCCUAUCGUCGCACACCAGCCUCCGGUCAUCGCGAACCAGCCGGCGACAAUGCAGAACCUCAGGAUGCAGCUGGGCUUCAUCAUCAUGUAG